UGCCAACCAGUGCGUGAUUACAGUGUGAAUGAGCUGAUUAGUUAAAAAAUUAUAAUACCAGCAGCGAACGCGCUGAAAACGCCAUCCAUAUUCGACCAAAAUUGCACGAACCGGACGUGCAGGCUAGAGAUAGUGAAGAAUCUACGAAGAGAAAUUCAGGUUUUCUCCUGCUGCGCCAAGCUAUCCUUCCUUUUGUUUACGUGAGCCAGUGCACAGUGGUGAUGUGUUUGAAUGGUAGAUAGGAUUUCACAUUCGUUUCUGUGCAUACCAAAAUCACUGUUUCGGUUUGUAGUGUCGUCUGCCAGAAGUGAAAGUAGUUGCCAUGCACGGAAUCACGGUUCAAUGAGUGUGAUGUGGAAUAUUUCUCUCAAAGCUUAAUUUCACCACUUCUACUGCUAACCAUCUAGCAGCAAAAUAAAAAAAAACGGCCCCAUGAUUGUGUGCUGUGAUACUCUGCGACCUCCCGGAUGUGUUGAUGGUGAUUAGAGCAAAUCAUAUAAGCGCCUAAAAACGGUACGCACCGACUGGAGCAGGGAGGAGCGGUACGGGGCAACCAGCACCGCUUCCGCGUCGUAGCAACUUACGUGGCCUCAGCUGGACAGACAAACGCCGUCAAAAUUACUCCCAACGCGUCGCUACUUUCCGUCCUGGACGUGAUGGAGGAGGACGAGGAGCAUGUGUCCGACAUACGGGAGCAAAUGUUCCACAACACGAUCCGAGAGCAUAUCAUAUUUAUGUUACUCUUUCUGCUGCUUUACUUGGGAAGCUACGCACUGAUCAUUCGGUUUAGGCGCCGCGAUCGGGAAGAUUUGUUUGCAAAUGACGAGGAUGAGUUUACCGUCUAUCGAAUAAGUUUAUGGUUAUGCACCUUUUCCCUAGCGGUGGCGGUGGGUGCCGCCUUGCUGCUCCCGAUUUCGAUCGCCAGCAACGAGGUGCUGAUCCUCUACCCGAACAGUUACUAUGUCAAAUGGUUGAACAGCUCACUGAUACAGGGUCUCUGGAACUACGUGUUUCUGUUCUCCAACCUGGCGCUCUUUGUGCUGCUUCCGUUCUCCUAUCUGUUCACCGAAUCAUCCGGUUUCAGCGGCCACAAGAAGGGCAUUAUGGCGCGCGUGUACGAAACGUUCACCGUCUUCUCGCUGCUCGCAUUUAUCGUGUUCGCGACGACGUACGUCAUAUCCGCGCUGCGCGAUCCCGACCGGAACAACUUUCAGGCGCUCUUCAAUUUAGCCAAAUAUCAUCUGCCAUUCUUGUACUCGUGUGUGUCGUUCAUAGGUGUACUUUUACUGUUAGUUUGUACCCCGAUGGGUUUCGUAAGACUGUUCGGUGUGGUUGGACAGGUCCUGGUAAAGCCAAACCUUUUGCGUGAUGUCAACGAAGAGUAUCAUGUCUUCAACAUCGAGGAAGUCACCGUCAAGCGGAAGCUGGCAAACGUUAACCUUAACAUAGAACUGAGGAACGUGACGACGAUUGACCUGACGCCGGCAAAACUUUGCUCCGGACUGGAUGAUUUGUAUCAAAUCAAACCGACCGGCACCGCCAAUAACGGCAGCACCCUAGAGUCGAUCAAGCUGUUCGAAAGACUGAGAGAGUUGGAGUCUGAACGUAAAGUGCUCGAUAAGCAACGGAGCUCGUCAGCGCUACAGAGGAAUCUGGUUUAUCCGAUAGCGAUGCUGCUAUUGUUGAUUCUCACCGGCAUUACCGUGCUGUUGGUUGUGCAGAACACGCUCGAGCUGCUGAUCGGCAUCAAGGCAGUGCCGCUGAGUACGAGGCAAUUCACCCUGGGGAUAACCUCGCUCUCGAAGCUGGGUCCAUUGGGGGCCACCCUGGAGGUUUGUAUCAUCACCUACCUCGGGGUAACAUCCACCGUCGGGCUCUACACGAUGCCCUUCAUGCGCAACGUCAGACCGCAGCGGCGGAAGACUUCGCUAGCGCAGCUUAUUUCGAACUGUGCCCUGGUGCUGAUACUAAGCUCCGCGUUGCCAUUGCUAGCACGUAUAUUAGGUAUUACAAACUUCGAUCUGCUCGGCGACUUCGGUGAAAUCGAGUGGCUUGGGAACUUCAUGCUCGUGCUGCUGUACAACGUGAUCUUCGGGACGGCGGCCACGCUGUGUCUGUUCAACAAAUUCACCGCCACCGUGCGGCGUGAGCUGUGCGCCCGAUUGAGAGCUCUGUUCAACUAUAGCAGCCACCUGGAGUCUAGUAUCUAUCAGAGCGCGGGCCAGCUGAACCACCUACAUCCCCACUCAUCCACACUGCAUCCUACUGAGCAGCACUCUGGUAUCCAGGCCACGACCGUCACACCGUGGUCGACGCCAGUGCCCGGUGGUGGUCUGUCGCCACCGUUUGGCCCGGCCACUGAAAAUGGUUCCACGUUACACCAGCGGCAUCCGUUCGUGGUAACGAAUGGCGAUAAUAACGUUGGUGCAGCUACUGCUGUAAAAGGCGACCCACCGUCGUCCACCUGUAUCCUUGCGAAUGGGACGGAUGGCGUUGAUCAUAAAAAGACACGAUAAAGACACACAACUUGACAAGUUCACACAUCUUUAAGGGUGCGCACAUGCGUCUCGGGCUUUCGCACGAUGUUCACACUUCCAUGGAUGAGAUACCGAAGAAAACGACUCAUAAUGUAUUGAUGAUUAGAUUUUUCCCAUUCAUGGUUCACUUUUUGGUAACAUCAGAACUCUCAUAUAAUAGUCACUUAUGCGCAUUUUUUUAUGUGAAAUUCGCUUGUUCGAUGUGAUAUGACUUGACAUGAAGAAAAAUACUAUCCUUUAAGAUAAAGUUCAUUCGAUCCUGCGAGAUCAUUAUGUGCGUAAGAUUUAUUUUAAAUACCACUUUCAA
Messenger RNA from Anopheles coustani, 2844 nucleotides. It is a transcript of the gene lili, whose product is annotated as protein Lilipod. The record is from RefSeq and is a predicted model, not a curated record. Gene Ontology annotation, molecular function: transmembrane signaling receptor activity. The coding region runs from base 657 to 2516 and encodes 619 amino acids. Gene Ontology annotation, biological process: signal transduction. The transcript is spliced from 11 exons. NCBI's taxonomy places the organism in Eukaryota, Metazoa, Arthropoda, Insecta, Diptera, Culicidae.